Messenger RNA from Vespula vulgaris, 1615 nucleotides. RefSeq names its product methionine aminopeptidase 2 (gene und). Bases 39 to 1490 code for a protein of 483 amino acids. Lineage: Eukaryota; Metazoa; Arthropoda; Insecta; Hymenoptera; Vespidae. The record is from RefSeq and is a predicted model, not a curated record. Gene Ontology annotation, biological process: proteolysis. The transcript has 6 exons. Gene Ontology annotation, molecular function: metalloaminopeptidase activity.
GAUAUCUACGAUGCACAUUGCUUAGCUUCCUCUUUAAAAUGGCCGCUGUACUAGAAGAAGUCGGCAAGUCAGCCGAAAAAUUAAUAGACGAGGAAAAAGAUGAGAUCGUAGAUCAAGAGGAUGAAAGUGGAGCAGCAGAAGCAUCGAAAAAGAAAAAGAAGAAGAAGAAGAAGAAGAAGGCCGGUGCUGGAGAAGCAAGUGCCGACGUACCAGAAGGAGAUGAUAAAACAAAGGAGGAUGAUCAAAUAAAAAAUGAUGAUACAGCGGUUGAAGGAUCGAUAGAAGUCAAUGACAAUGAAGCUGAAACUGGAACAGAAAAUGAAGACGCUAAAAAAAAGAAGAAGAAACGUAAACCGCGUAAUAAGGCUGGUGGAGUUAAACAAACUGAACGACCUUCGAUUCCUGUCUCAAAAUUAUUUCCCGAUGGUAACUUCCCUAUUGGAGAAAUAAUGGAUUAUCCUCCUGCUGCUGGAAUCGACGAAAGAAGUGCUAAGAACCGUUUUACAAGCGAAGAAGCGCGUGCUUUGGAUAGAAUGCAUAGCGACAUUUACAACGAAGCUAGACAAGCUGCAGAAGCACAUAGACAGACAAGAAAGCAUAUUAUGAAAUGGGUUAAAUCAGGAAUGACCAUGAUAGAAAUUUGCAAUGAAUUGGAAGAUACAGCUAGAAAAUUAAUAGGAGAAGAUGGAUUGAAAGCAGGAUUGGCAUUUCCAACCGGUUGUUCGAGAAAUCAUUGCGCAGCUCAUUAUACUCCUAAUGCUGGAGAUCCAACUGUUUUGGAAUACGAUGACGUUACGAAAAUAGAUUUCGGCACACACAUCAAUGGACGUAUUAUCGAUUGUGCAUUCACCUUAGCAUUUAAUCCAAAAUAUGAUAAACUUAUUGAAGCAGUUCGCGAUGCUACUAAUACUGGAAUUAAAGCUGCCGGUAUUGAUGUUCAGCUUUGCGACGUUGGUGCUGCUAUUCAAGAAGUUAUGGAAUCGUACGAAGUUGAAAUAGAUGGUAAAACUUAUCAGGUUAAAUCAAUCAGAAAUUUGAAUGGACAUUCAAUCGCACCUUAUCGAAUACACGCAGGGAAAACGGUACCGAUAGUUAAAGGUGGCGAGGCUACAAGAAUGGAAGAAAAUGAAUUUUAUGCGAUCGAAACGUUUGGAUCUACCGGACGAGGUGUCGUCCACGAUGAUUUGGAUUGUUCUCAUUAUAUGAAAAGUUUUGAUACCGGAUAUGUCCCGCUCAGAUUACAGAGCAGCAAAUUUUUACUUAAUGUUAUUAACAAGCACUUUGGUACUUUAGCAUUUUGUAAACGUUGGUUGGAUCGCGUCGGUUGUACCAAGUAUCAAAUGGCAUUGAAAGAUUUGUGCGAUAAAGGGGCAGUUGAAGCUUAUCCGCCACUAGUCGAUGUCAAAGGAUGCUAUACUGCCCAAUUUGAGCAUACUCUUGUAUUACGUCCUACUUGCAAGGAAGUUAUUUCUCGAGGAGAUGAUUAUUGAAAUAUUUUCACUUUUACGAUUCCCUCAGAGGGCACUUAGCGUGAUCAUUGUAAAGUUGUCUCGUCAAUGUAAAAUUAGCAUUCAUCGCAAGUAAACGUACAUCAAGUAUUUUGUUACCAUCAUAA